Molecule: messenger RNA, 1783 nt
Organism: Struthio camelus australis
Lineage: Eukaryota; Metazoa; Chordata; Aves; Struthioniformes; Struthionidae
Source: RefSeq, a predicted model, not a curated record
AUGCCCACACCAGGGAAGGGAAACUAUUGGACCUUAGACCCCAACUGUGAGAAGAUGUUUGACAACGGGAACUUCCGGCGCAAACGCAAGCGGCGCUCUGAGCCCAACGCGCCCGCUUCCACAUCUGUAGCCUCCUCUCUCGGGGGCCUGAAGGCCGAGGAGGAGCGACCCAUCCCGGCCACAGGCAAACCCUGUGGAACCAGCCCGCCGCCAGAGCUGGACCCAUCGCCUUCUGCCAGGGACCAUCCAAAAACCUCCUCUCCCUCCGGUAUCAUUUCAUCCACCCCUAGCUGCCUCAGCACCUUCUUCAGUGGCAUGAGCUCCCUGAGUAGUGGAAGCAGUCGGCUGGCAGGGGGUCUCGGCAGUGACCUGCACCACAGGAACUUCUCUGCUGGACAGCUGAGCAGUGGCACUUUCACCCCUUCCAGCAGCUCUUCUCAGGAGGUGCCUUCGCCAGACCAGCUGCAGCGAGUUGCGGGACCUUCCCCUGCCUACUACAGCUCCUUCCAUCCCAGCAGCAGCAGCCAGGGAGCCCAGUACAACCACUAUUACAACUUCACAGUUAACAGCCUCAUCUACACCCGGGAUGGAACGGAGGUCUAGGAUGCUGGGGCAAUCGGCCAGCAAGUGCUGCAAAGGGAACGGGAGAUGCAGGUGCGUUUGGCAGCACGGAGGACCAUAUGCUUUUGCAGACAGCAUUUCAGUGUGGACGCUUCCCAGGAGUUCCUCCGGGAAGACAAGACCUUCUCACCUUUUAGAAUGAAAAAGCCCCAUAAACACCAGCAGAAGGCAGAUGCAAAGUUUUUUCCCCAUGCUGGAAAAUUUUAGAUGGUUUGCCAUCUAAAUUCCGCAGAAUGAAAGUGAACUGAAUUAAUGAUUUCAGAGGUUUUUAAUCCUGAAUGUAGAGUUAAGUUUUAAAAAUAUAACCAUAAAGUGGUGUCAGUGAGAACCAAGUGUAGACAUCCAGUGAGUCUUAGAGGAGAACAGAAAAAAAAAUGAAGAGCUUUCUUAUGAAGUGCCUUGUACAAUGUAUUAAAAAAAGUUCUUCUGCCAGCAAUUGCCUCUGUAAGUCCUUGUUUUCUGCCCUGAUCUUGAAAUAUGCAAUGCAUGGGUAGAUACUCUGGGUAAAUACCCAUCCAAAACCUCCUUGAAGCCUAUGGAGGGUUGCUGUGAUCUUCCUGUGUAUGGUAUAUUGUGCAAUCAGGGCCAUGUUAUGUACAACAAUCUUUUUUCCCUGAGCUUAGUACCAAAGAUAACAUCCUAGUCAUGCAGCUUUAGCAAGAGAAUAAACACCAGGGUAUUUUUAUACAUAUUUGUACGUAAUGUAACUCUUCUGUAAAUAUGUUUCUAUGUGGUUUUAUAUUUGUAAAUUAUGCUCUGGAUCUGUACUUAUUUAUAAUGUGUUUAAACUUGGUUAAACUUUAUUUUGCUUCAUUUCCCCUUCUUUUUGUUGUUUUUGUUUAUUAUUUGUUUUUGUUCGUUAGUGUAUUAAUGAAACUCUCCAGGUUGAACAGCAACUGUUGGGAAUAAAAUGUUAACAAUUGUUAGAUUUUUGCCUGCUUGUUCCUCAGUAGGUUUGAGGCAUUUUUAAACUCUGUGGGAGAAAAGUUUUGUUUUCACGUGGUUUGGGAUAAAAGGUGCAUAGAUUUGUGAACAAUUUCACCUGUGCAGUAAGACAGAAAAAAACCUGCUCCCAGCCCAAAGGAAAGGCAUAUGAGCUGAUCUGCAGCCUCUUGUAGUCUCAUUGUGCAGAGUGGGCACUGUGGGCUUCUUUGUUUGUUUG